AUGCCUUCGGUUCUUUUUGUUCUCACUUCGGCUGACAAAAACCUCGUUGGCGGACAAACUGGCUUUUACCUACCAGAAGCCGCACAUCCGUACUAUACUUUCGCACCGCAUGCCAACAUCGACUUUGCGUCUCCCAAAGGUCCAAACCCUCCAGUUGAUAAAGGAAGCAUCGAGGCGUCUGCCAAGGAUGACGAAAGUGUCAAAUUCCUCAAUGACACGACCGUAAAGUCCAAGCUAGCCAACGCGAAACAGUUAUCCAACGUGAAUGCGAAAGAUUAUGAUGCUAUCUUCUACGUUGGCGGUCACGGACCAGUCAUCGAUCUUCCUAAUGACCCUGUUAACGUCAAGCUGGCUUCUGAGUUCUAUCAGUCAGGAAAGAUUAUAGCCGCAGUGUGUCACGGACCUGCUGCCCUCCUUAACGUCGUAGGUGUAGAGGGGAAGUCCAUUUUCUCGGGAAAGGCUUUCACUGGUUUCUCCAACGCAGAAGAGGAGUCCAUCAAUGCUGUUAAUUCCAUUCCCUUCUUGCUUGAAACCGAGAUUACCAAGCGCGGCGGAAAAUAUGAAAAGGCCGAACAACUUUGGGGGGCAAAAGUGGUGGUCGAUGGUAAUCUGUACACCGGACAGAAUCCUGUUUCUGCAAAACCGCUGGCAGAGGUUAUCCUUAAAGGAUUGCAAAAAUGA
This is a messenger RNA of Guyanagaster necrorhizus, 681 nucleotides long. Its product is annotated as ThiJ/PfpI. The coding region runs from base 1 to 681 and encodes 226 amino acids. The record is from RefSeq and is a predicted model, not a curated record. The transcript has 7 exons. Gene Ontology annotation, cellular component: cytoplasm. Lineage: Eukaryota; Fungi; Basidiomycota; Agaricomycetes; Agaricales; Physalacriaceae. Gene Ontology annotation, molecular function: glyoxalase III activity.